This is a messenger RNA of Candidula unifasciata, 424 nucleotides long. The record is from the annotation of a GenBank genome assembly. NCBI's taxonomy places the organism in Eukaryota, Metazoa, Mollusca, Gastropoda, Stylommatophora, Geomitridae.
AUGUCCGCAAAUUCCAAAGAGCAUCUGUCAAGUCAGAAAGCCAGAUUAGUCAGCCCUAUUGUCAACAUAACCGGUGGACAACCAAAAUGUUUCCAGUUCUACUAUCUCAUGCAUGGUGCAUGGGUGGGGACUCUGAAUGUCUACUUGAGUCCUAAUGGAACUGCUUCAGUUCCUGUUUGGAGCAGAAGUGGGACUCAAGGGAUUAACUACAAACUGGGACAGGUGACUGUUAAUAAGACAGCCAUGGUGAGUCUUGCUUCAGUAGCACCAUCUGGUUCUGUACAGGCCAUAGCCUGUGACUUUGAAUUGGAAGAUAUAUGUGGGUACAGCAAUGUCCCCAGUGAUAGUUUAGACUGGCAUAGAAGUUUUGGUACAGUGUCAGGAGGCAAGAGAGAAUUUGAUCACACAACAGGCACAGCUCAGG